Molecule: messenger RNA, 296 nt
Organism: Pomacea canaliculata
Lineage: Eukaryota; Metazoa; Mollusca; Gastropoda; Architaenioglossa; Ampullariidae
Product: arsenite methyltransferase-like
Exons: 2
Coding region: 66-296 (76 amino acids)
Source: RefSeq, a predicted model, not a curated record
UCAUCUGCGUCAAUCCAGUGGACAAACUGUGAAACCGUCAGCCCGUGGAUACCCUCUGCACCACAAUGUCUUCCUGUGGAAAGUCGCCACAAGCGUCUUGUGACCUGGAUGUCAUAGAAUCCAUGAAGGAGUACUACGGCAAAGAGGUCAAAACCAAAGACUCCUGCGCCACGGGGGUCAAUGCGCUGACCUUCUCGCCUGAGGUUCGCAAGAUCGUGCGCGAGGCCUUCGCUGACGUACACGAUGAGGUCACGGUCAGAUACUAUGGCUGCGGGCCCUGCGCUAUACCGAAAUAG